Dictyostelium discoideum AX4 is the source of this 624-nucleotide messenger RNA. RefSeq lists its product as hypothetical. The transcript is spliced from 3 exons. NCBI's taxonomy places the organism in Eukaryota, Evosea, Eumycetozoa, Dictyosteliales, Dictyosteliaceae. The record is from RefSeq and is a predicted model, not a curated record. The coding region runs from base 1 to 624 and encodes 207 amino acids.
AUGGAUGAAAAUAAUAAUAAAAAUAAUGAAAAUAUAGAUAAUGCACCUAAUAUAAAUAAUGAUAACAAUAAUAAUAAUAAUAAUAAUACAAAUACAAAUGAUAAUGUCACAGAUAAUAUAGAUAAUAUACCCUCAAAACUAAGUAACAAAGAUGCAAUUUCAUUAUGUGUUCCAGAUUUAACAGAAGGUUUAUUAUUAUUAUCAAAAAUACCUUUAGAUGCUAUUACUUUAAAACUUAAUGAAUUACAAAAUGAACAAUUAGUAUUAUUAAACUCAUUGAAAAAUGAAAAUGUAAAAUUACAAAAUGUUAAAAAUAUAGAUGUUAUUAUAGAAAAUUUUAAAAAAGUUCAAGAAUAUUUAAAUAAAAUUCAAAAUCUUAAGAGAGAAAUGUCAAAUUCUCAAGAUAGAAUGAAUAGAUUAACAGAUAGAGCAAAUAAUUUAAAAGAGAAAAAGAAACAAUAUCAAAUCGAAUUAAAUCAAAAAGUAGAGAGAGCAUUACAAAAAGAAAGAGAUCUCACAGUUAAACCCUCUUUAGAGUUUCAACAACAAUUACAACAACAACAAACUUUACCUCCAAAUCAACAUAAACAACCCCAAACUUUAAAUACAAAUAUUACUUUAUAA